This is a messenger RNA of Endocarpon pusillum Z07020, 1098 nucleotides long. RefSeq lists its product as uncharacterized. The coding region runs from base 1 to 1098 and encodes 365 amino acids. The record is from RefSeq and is a predicted model, not a curated record. Lineage: Eukaryota; Fungi; Ascomycota; Eurotiomycetes; Verrucariales; Verrucariaceae. Gene Ontology annotation, cellular component: nuclear outer membrane; nuclear pore transmembrane ring. Gene Ontology annotation, biological process: protein import into nucleus; spindle pole body duplication. The transcript has 2 exons.
AUGAAUACAUUGAUACCUCUUCCAUCAACACCUCGAGCUACACCUACACCGACACCGACAUCUUUACCUGCUCCUCCACCUUCGCCAGGAACAUGGCGACACCCGCAAUUUACUGAGAUUGUUUCUCGCCGCAAUGCCUCUACAUUCUCCGACCAAGACUUCAAACGAGCAGCCUUCAACCUGGUCGCUCUCCUGCUCUCUUUCACUUUCAACACUCAAGUACAUGCUACCUUCAGAACAAUUAUCCAGACCAUUCCCAACCUCUCACACCAAAUCCAGCCGACAACAACAUACACCACCUACGUCCUCCUCACUCUCCGCCUCUAUUUCCUCCUAAAUCUCUUUCUCGCCCUCCUACCUCUCCUUCGCUCACGCACAAACGACACCAUCUCUGAUAUCCCCCUCACACCCUCUCAGCGGGUUCUCAUGGGCCUCCCGCCCUCUCCGUCACCAACUAAACGCACACCAGUCGCAGGAGUAGCAGCAGCGCUGUUAACAAUUGGCAGCAGUAGCAGCAAUAGCCCUGUCACUUCUUCACCAACAUACAUAACUCCACCCCGGUACAAGCGCACAUCUUUCUCAACUUCGCCAUCUCCCUCAGGCGCGGGUAGCAGCAGCAGCAACAACAAUGCCCUUGGCCCCUCCACACCAGCCUCGGGCCGCAGUAUAUCAGCAAAUUACUCCCCAUCUUCUCCCUUGUCCGGCCGAGACGCCGCGUUCUCACCUGAUUCAACUUUCCGCAGCCCAAGUAGUAGCAUGAAGCAGCCGAGAAAUCGUUCGAAUUCGCCCUUCUCACCCACUCCACGUUCCUCCUCUGGCAGUCCCCUCCUGCAAAAAGCUUUAGCUCCCAAUGGCAACAACCGAGACAGCGACGCAGCAUUCCGAUCCAGUUUCAGCCCCUCAACCCCAAGCUCAGGUCUAAGACGGUCGCAAAGUGUAAAAGAGGCUACUGGUGUUCGGAAUUCUGGUUCUGGCGGUGGGAGUGGCAGCAGGAGCCCAGCGGUCAAUUACAAGUGGUUGUACGAGAAGGAGAAGAGGAUCCAUGUCCGAGGUGGGGCAACAGGGCUGUUGAGCAGAAGUGAGAGUAUACAAUUUUGA